ACUGCCGCGCCGGUGUUGAAAGACGUUCGUGCAAAAUAUUCGGGCUGCACAGAAGAACAUCAACGACACGUAAACGUCACCAAAAACUAGCAGCAAAUCAGUUCAUUAAAUUAGGAUUAGGGCGAUAUGUGUAACUAGGGAGUGCGCCGCGAUACGUCCGAGGCUGCGUGAGAGUGCGACUGCGAGUGGGCAAGUGGCGAUUGCCGAAACAUAUGCGAAGGUCGACGGCGAGAAGGAGCUGCCCUGCCCCACAUAAACUGAAAUUUUUUGCGCUAGCGCUGGAAGCCAACUAGCUGCCGUCAAAGAGCCUUAACGGAGCACCCGGGCACAAUGGCGCUGCCGGGCAAUGGCAUCUACGUGGUGCGGGGCGAGAUGGCCACCCUGAUGACGGCCAUGCGACGUGGAACGCGCUGGAAUGCCACCGCCUACGUGGACGACGAGAAGGACUCGCUGCUGAAGUUGUUCAUUGACCUCAAACAGGAGCUGAAUAGCAUCGAGGAUCUGCGUCUGAUCGAACCACAGGUCUUUCUGGCUCCGUUUCUGGAGGUGAUUCGCACGGCGGACACUACGGGUCCGUUGACUAGUCUGGCCCUGGCCUCGGUUAACAAAUUCUUGUCAUAUGGUCUGAUAGAUCCCACAUCUCCAAAUCUUGCUGACAUUGUGGAGCGCAUUGCCGAUGCCGUGACACAUGCCCGCUUCAUGGGCACCGAUCAGUCUUCGGAUAGUGUCACCUUUAUGCGUGUUAUUGAGGUGCUGCACACCCUCAUCCGGAGUCCCGAGGGAGCUGCCGUCAGCAAUGAGUCCAUGUGCGAGGUGAUGCUCAGCUGCUUCAAGAUCUGCUUUGAGCCCCGGCUGAGUGAACUGCUCCGUCGCUCGGCUGAACAGUCGCUCAAGGAUAUGGUGCUGCUGUUUUUCAUGCGUUUGCCCCAGUUCGCAGAGGAGCGAAGUGACACCAUGCUUCAGAAGCGCUUCACCAUCGGUGAUGCUGCCAGCGGAGCUACUCAAGAAAAGCUCAAGCGAAAGGCUGUGGCGCCGGCACCAGCUGUCCCCAGAAAAUCCUCAACAGUAGAGGAACCUCCACAGACACCGCAAUCUGCCAACCUGGCAGUUCCGGGCCAUCUGAAGGCACCCAUACUGGCCACCACACCCGCCAGUCCAGCGGGAAACAUUCUGGACAUGCAGGGCAAGAUCACGCAGACACCAACCACAACUGCGAGCUCCGGGGAAGAGGAAAUAUCUGCCCCAGAUGCACCUGUCAUUCAAGUGGACUCGCCCGAUUCGGAGCCUUUGUUGGACGGCGAAGCGGGUGAAGGAACCAGCACCCUGGCUGAGGCCAACAGCAGCGAGUACAUCAAUUCGGUGGGCGUUCGUUUUACACAACAAUCGACCGAUCAGGAUGCCGCUUCUCUUUCGCCCUACGGCCUGCCCUUCAUCCAGGAGUUGUUCCGCUUCCUCAUAAUACUCUGCAACCCUCUGGAUAAGCAGAACUCGGAUAGCAUGAUGCACACUGGUCUGAGCCUGCUCACAGUAGCUUUUGAAGUGGCAGCCGAUAACAUUGGAAAGUAUGAGGGCUUACUAGAGCUGGUAAAAGAUGAUUUGUGUAGGAAUUUGAUUUCGCUCCUCAGCUCAGAGCGCCUUAGCAUCUUUGCUGCCGAUCUGCAGCUCUGCUUUCUGCUCUUCGAGUCCCUUCGCGGACAUCUGAAGUUCCAGCUAGAAGGUUACCUCAGAAAACUGAGUGAAAUCAUUGCGAGCGACAAUCCCAAGACGCCCUACGAAAUGCGUGAACUGGCUCUGGACAAUCUUCUGCAGUUGUGGCGCAUCCCCGGCUUCGUCACCGAAUUGUACAUCAACUACGACUGCGAUUUGUACUGCACGGAUAUGUUUGAGAGUCUGACAAACCUAUUGAGCAAAUACACGCUGUCAGCGACCAAUGCGGUUUAUAGCACCCACAUCAUCUCGAUGGAUACGCUUAUAAGUGUGAUUGACAGCAUUGAGCGGAAUUGUGCGGCAGCCAAGAACAGCAACAACAGGGAGUCGUUGCCGGAAGCUGUUCCAAUAACCGGUGGAAGUCGCCAUUCACGACACAGCAGCGGAUUAGAGGGAAUCGUUAUCGAUUCUGGCAAUGGAGGGGCUGAAGAGGAGCCUGUGGAGAACAUAGCCAGUUUUAUAAACGCUAGCUCACAACGAUUGCGAUUGCAAUCUGCCGGAGAUGGAGUGGGUAUAACCACUGAACAGCUUGCCAACGUCAAACAAAAAAAGCGCCUGCUGUCCCAGGGCACUGAACGCUUCAAUCAGCGUCCAGAGAAGGGCAUCCAGUACCUCCAAGAGCACGGCAUCCUAAAUGCCGAGCUUGACCCCAUGCAGGUCGCGCUGUUCCUUCGCGAGAACCCCGGCCUUGAUAAGAAAAUGAUUGGCGAAUACAUCUCGAAAAAGAAGAACGUUGACUCCAAAAUUCUUAUUAAUUUUGUGGACUCGUUCGAUUUCACUGGACUUCGAGUGGACCAAGCACUGCGUCUUUACCUGGAGACGUUCCGAUUGCCUGGAGAAGCUCCGUUGAUCUUCCUUGUGCUCGAACAUUUCUCUGAUCAUUGGCAUACACAAAACAAGGACCCUUUUGCCAAUGUAGAUGCGGCCUUCCGAUUGGCCUAUGCUAUCAUCAUGUUGAACAUGGAUCAGCACAACUCCAAUGCCAAGCGUCUGAAUGUUCCAAUGACGCUAGAAGAUUUCACAAAGAAUUUGCGUGGUCUGAAUGGCGGCGAAGAUUUUGAUCAGGAAAUGUUGGCCCAAGUCUUCAAUGCCAUUAAGAACGAAGAGAUCGUAAUGCCAGCUGAGCAAACAGGCUUGGUGCGUGAAAACUAUCAGUGGAAAGUACUGCUUCGUCGAGGCGCCACAUAUGAUGGCCAUUUCCGCUAUGUCCAUGAUGCGUCCUAUGACGUUGAGAUCUUCAAUAUUGUGUGGGGCGCUUCUCUCAGCGCUCUUAGUUUUAUGUUUGAUAAAAGCACUGAAUCGGGCUACCAAAAAACUCUUGCAGGUUUCAGCAAAUCCGCUGCUAUAUCGGCGCACUACAAUCUACAUUCGGACUUCGAUGCCCUCGUAUUGACUCUAUGCAAAUUCACAACUCUGCUUAGCAGCGUAGAACAGCAUGAGCCCGCUCCGGCAAACAAUGAAAUUCAGCAAGCUGUGAACUUUGGAUUGAAUGGCAAAGCUCAGGCGGCAAUGAGAACGGUGUUCUUAUUGGUUCAUGACUAUGGCGACUGCUUAAGGGAGAGCUGGAAGCACAUACUGGACCUAUAUCUCCAGCUUUUCCGCCUUAAACUGCUUCCGAAAUCAUUGAUCGAAGUGGAAGACUUUUGUGAGGCGAACGGAAAGGCGAUGUUGAUCCUGGAAAAGCCUCGUGAAAAGCAGGAAUCUGGUCUUUUCUCCAGCCUGUACUCUUUCAUCAGCUCAGAGGGUCAGCGAGAGCCAACCUAUGAGGAGCAGGACUUCAUAAAGCUGGGAAGGAAGUGCAUCAAGGAAUGCCAGUUGGACCAAAUGCUUCAGGAAUCAAAGUUUGUGCAAACAGAGUCGCUGCAGGAGUUGCUUAAAUGUGUUCUGGGUCUACUCAAGGCGCCUCAGGGACACAAAUCAAUAGGACUACCAUAUGCCGAAGAUCAAACUGUAUUUUGGAUGGAGUUUCUUGUAAAGAUUGUGGUUCACAACCGGGAUCGCAUGAUCCCGCUGUGGCCAGCGGUGCGAGACCAGAUGUACCUCCUCCUCAUGGGAAGUGCCUCCUGUGGCUAUGAUUACCUGCUCAACCGUUGCAUUGUAGCAGUCCUGAAACUGGCCAUCUAUCUCAUGCGAAACGAGGAGCUGUGUCCGAUUGUCCUGCAGUCCCUCAAGAUGCUAUUGAUGCUUAAGCCAGCGCUGCUACUGCGCAUCUCGAAACAGAUUUCUAUUGGUAUCUACGAACUGCUGAAGACCUCAGCCCAAAAUAUUCAUUCCGAGCAGGAUUGGCAGAUUAUAUUCAAUCUGCUUGAGUGCGUGGGAGCCGGAGCUGUGCCGCCCAGCUAUGAUGAUGCACAGCUUCCAUUACCGCCGAAUGGCAGCGCUAAGUCCGAUGGCGCUCUAAGUGGCGAGGAGGACUCAUCCACUGUACCGGAGCGUGGUUACACCUCUGAUUCGGAGCUCACCAAGGCAUCUGCAGCACCUGCUGCCCCCAGUCCCAGUGCCGAGAAUUGGAUUCUGGUAAACAACAAGGACAGUGAGCUGACUACUGCAUCCAGACCCCAGUCUCCACCAAGCUCGAGUUCUCCUCCAGUUAAUACGCUUGUCUACAGUUGCCAGCUAUUGGAUCACGCACCCUUUGCCCUGUUCAAGUGCUGGGACUCGCUGGCCUUCAUCGUACGGAGUGUUGCCCAUAUUACGCCAUACAAUUUUGAAGCCUGCGUCCGCUGCAUCCGCAUCUUUGUAGAGGCUUGUCGGGAUGGAGGGAUUCGGCAACGCAGAAAGCUGGAGUCUGCAGCGAAACAGAGAAGUUCUAAGAAGCGCAGCGAACGCAAGCCAGGCACGGCUUCUUCCACCUCAAGUAGCAAUCUUACUCUUCUGACCGGCGACCCGGCCGACAACCAGGGACAAGGAAAUGCGGCAGAGCAGGAGGAUCUGGCCCAGCGUUACGAACAGUUGUCCAUUCAGCUGCUGGACCUAAUGUAUACGUUGUACACGCGGACUGCGCAGAUCUUCCGCUGGUGGGCGGAGGAGGGAUGCACAGUGCCUCAGUCGGCAGCUUUGUGGUCACCAGGCUGGUGUCCAUUGCUGCAGGGCAUCGCCAGGUUAGCUAUGGAUCGGCGGCGAGAAGUGCGCACCCAUGCCAUCUCGUGCCUGCAGCAGCGGGCAUUGCUGGUGCACGAUCUGCAGACGUUGUCCGGAACAGAGUGGUGCUCUUGCUUCCACCAGGUUCUGUUUCCCCUCUUGAACGAACUGCUGCCGGAAAGCAGUGCAGCCGGGCAGCUGGAUGCUUCCCUUCUUGAGGAGUCGCGUAUUCGGACGGCCACUAUCAUGUCCAAGGUGUUCCUGCAACAUCUGACCACGCUCAUUGAACUUGGAAACGCCUUCAACGAGCUUUGGCUGGAUAUAUUGGACUACAUUGAACGCUUUAUGAAGGUGGGAUCGGAUACGCUGUCGGAACAGAUGCAGGAGAUCCUGAAGAACAUGCUGCUGGUGAUGCACUCGGUGCGAGUGUUCCACAACCAGGAUGGCAGUCUCCAACAAGCUCUUUGGGAGCUCACCUGGCGGCGGAUCGGUGAAUUUCUGCCAAACCUGAAGGAGGAGCUCUUCCACGAUGAAGGCAAGCGUGCUCAGACCCUAACGAACCCAGCUCCUAUGGCAGCUGUAGUUCCAACUCCACAGCAGCAGGUGCCAGCGGUGGCCAUUUUACCCAACCAAGUCCAGAUAUCUAACGAGUUAAUAGUGAGUGCACCCACUCCCCUCGCAGUUACGCCCGUGGAAUCGCCGAGGAGGAGUAUUAUUCUGCAGCCACCCAUGGCAGAUGCACUGCAGCAGCCUCCCAGCUUUGUAUUUGCUCAGCCGCUGAUUGUUCCACCUCAGCAGCCAGCUGCUACGGAUUCGCAGCACAGCACAUUGCUGCCGGAUCUGGUGAAUGAGGCCACUGCUGCUGCUGUGCAGGCUACGUCCUCGUCGCCGACGCACAGCUCACAAGAAGCAAUCCCUUCGGUUCCAAUUGUGCCACAGACGAACCUCGUAUCCACCAAUAAUACGUACAAUAGCUACGCUAUUGAGGUGCCCAUGGCAUCGGAACCCACUGCGGAACAGUUGGAGCAACAACUGCUCUACCAACAGUACUAUCAGCAGUAUCAGGCCCAGCAGCAACAGUUGGCCGCUCAAACUAGCGAUCCUGCCAUCAAUGUGCCAAUUAGCCAUCUGCUGGCCGGAAAUGCUUACCCCUCGCUCCCUAAAAUGCCGCAGGCAUCUAUUGUGCACAGCUUUGCACCCGUUUAUGAGACCCAGGCGGCGACAAGUGGAAAUGAGCCUACAUCCGACAUCUAUCAGGAGUAUGUGCAAAAUCCCUACAACCUAACGUUGCAGCAGAAUGCGCAGCAGCAGCAACCACAACACCAGCAAGGCCCAGGACUGGCCACUGCAUUUCCCGCCGUUGCCACGCCAGCCAACUACUUUAAUGUAAAUGUGGAUCCCAGUAGCAUACCACCCGGAUCGGAGCUGCUAUAUGGCCAGCAGUGAACAGGAGUGUUGUUGAAAUAGAGUUUCAAGCCACCUGACCGUUUUAUUUUGUACCCUGUGUUGUAGAGAAGGGCUAUCUUUGUAGUUAAUAAUAUAAAAUUGUGUCAA
Drosophila suzukii is the source of this 6342-nucleotide messenger RNA. RefSeq names its product Sec7 domain-containing protein garz (gene garz). NCBI's taxonomy places the organism in Eukaryota, Metazoa, Arthropoda, Insecta, Diptera, Drosophilidae. The record is from RefSeq and is a predicted model, not a curated record. Gene Ontology annotation, biological process: regulation of ARF protein signal transduction. Gene Ontology annotation, molecular function: guanyl-nucleotide exchange factor activity.